AUGCCAACAGACCCUUUUUACCAAGUCCUGAAAGAUGCACAGGAUCAGCUUUUACACUUAAGAAGUUACAUUGAUGCCGGCUCUCGUUUACAAUCGUCCGAUUUGACUGAGAUCAUCGCUGAAAUAGAGGAAACGAUAGGCGACCUAAAAGACAGCAUCACCGUCUUUAGCCAGGAUCCUCUGGCAUCCAAGGCCGAGUUGGCAAAACGUGAACAGCAAAUACAAGACCUCAAGGCCCAGCUCGCUGCGAUGAAGCAAACCUGUGCCUCUUCACCGCCCCUUGAGCACGAGGUUCGCGACUCAGCCUCAAUCGACCAGAGCAACGCCCUCCAGGAGCAGAUCCUUCUUGAGCAAGAUUCCCACCUCGAUGCAAUUCACACUACCAUGCAGAAUUUGCACUUGCAGGCUACGACUAUGGGCCAAGAAUUUGAAGAUCAGAGCUUUAUAUUGCAGGAUCUUGAAGGAGGACUAGACUCUGUCCGGUCAAAGAUAUCGCGUGGGACCCAAAGACUACAGAGUAUUUACGAGCGCAACAGCAACUCCUACAACGACUGCUGUAUCACAGUACUGAUUGCCCUCCUAGUUAUUCUUCUCGUGCUUGCCUUCAUUGCCUAA
This is a messenger RNA of Eremothecium sinecaudum, 615 nucleotides long. RefSeq names its product Tlg1p (gene TLG1). Lineage: Eukaryota; Fungi; Ascomycota; Saccharomycetes; Saccharomycetales; Saccharomycetaceae. Gene Ontology annotation, cellular component: membrane; SNARE complex; endomembrane system. Gene Ontology annotation, molecular function: SNARE binding; SNAP receptor activity. The record is from RefSeq and is a predicted model, not a curated record. Gene Ontology annotation, biological process: intracellular protein transport; Golgi to vacuole transport; vesicle fusion. Bases 1 to 615 code for a protein of 204 amino acids. The transcript has a single exon.